Messenger RNA from Andrographis paniculata, 1174 nucleotides. RefSeq lists its product as uncharacterized. The record is from RefSeq and is a predicted model, not a curated record. Bases 123 to 929 code for a protein of 268 amino acids. Gene Ontology annotation, cellular component: Golgi apparatus; membrane. The transcript has 6 exons. Lineage: Eukaryota; Viridiplantae; Streptophyta; Magnoliopsida; Lamiales; Acanthaceae. Gene Ontology annotation, molecular function: small GTPase binding. Gene Ontology annotation, biological process: vesicle-mediated transport.
GUUUGUCUUCCCGACGAAGGUACGCAUUUUGUAAUUGCGAUCCAGUAUUUCUUCCAAAUUGGAGAACUGACCCAAAUGAGAAUUUGCGGUAACAGCUCUAGUCUGCUAAAUUGAUUGAAUCCAUGGAGGAAUCGUACGGCACUCUCCCCGCGAGUAGUUUCGUUGGCUCUGUACCGGCUGUUGUUAACGACGAGAAGACAGCAACUAGCCAAGGAGCUUCCAGUGCAAAUUUGCAAAUAUUUCCUCCAAAUAACGCCGGAAAUGGUGGCCCGGGGUACCAACCGAUCGGCAACACUGCUGAUGAAGGAGGACAACCCACAAACAACUGGUCGGGAUUGUUCAGCAUCUCCUCGUACACACAAUAUUUUAAUGUAGAUACAGAUAUCGUGUUAAACAGAUUGAUAAGUUCCUUGAAUUCUAUGAGUGGAGAUUUUAUCAGCAAGAUCGAUGCGAACCCAGACCUGUACGGCCUCGUAUGGAUUUCCACGACACUGGUUUUUGUUCUUGCCUCCCUUGGAAACAUCGCUACCUACUUGAUGAACAAACGAACCGACCACACUACAUCAUGGACUUUCGAUGUCAGCUACGUGAACGUUGCAGCAGCCUCCAUUUACGGCUAUUCGUUGAUAGUUCCGCUGGGAUAUUACUUCUUGUUUCAGUAUUUGGGUUCGGGCGCCAGCCUGAUACGAUUCUGGUGCUUGUGGGGAUAUUCCCUCUUCGUUUUCAUCCUGGCUUCUUUUCUGUUGGUCAUUCCGUUGGAGUUUCUACGGUGGAUUGUCAUAGUAAUUGCCGGGGCUGCCUCGGCUACAUUCGUUGGCGUGAACCUGAGAUCGUACGUACAAACCAACGAUAUCAUGAUUGUGGCUGUUUCGGCGUUUGUUCUCCAAAUGGGGUUGGCGAUCUUCGUCAAGAUGUGGUUCUUUGCGUAGCUCAAUCUUCCGGGUAUGCCGCUAUCGAUCCCUUAGUUACCUCACCUCUCUCUGAGUUUGUUUGUUGUGCAGAGAAAUUGAAAUUGAAAUUGAAAUUGUGUCUAGAGAUGUUAAGGUGUUGUGAUCUUUGUGUGUUGCUCGAAAUGUUUGAUGAUGAUGAUGUUGUUGUUGUAUUGAAGAAUUAGUUUAGUUUCUCUUUCAUUUUGUUGAUGUUCGUGAAUGAAUGGUAUGUGGUCGUCUCUAUC